Rosa chinensis is the source of this 1071-nucleotide messenger RNA. Its product is annotated as protein FAR1-RELATED SEQUENCE 5-like. Bases 1 to 1071 code for a protein of 356 amino acids. The record is from RefSeq and is a predicted model, not a curated record. NCBI's taxonomy places the organism in Eukaryota, Viridiplantae, Streptophyta, Magnoliopsida, Rosales, Rosaceae. The transcript is spliced from 6 exons.
AUGGUGAAACUUAACAUUUUGGAUGAAAUUUUGGAAGAAACUGAAGCAGGGGCAUUCUCGUCACUUUACAAAUUUCGUGUCUUACGUGGCGCCAAGGUGGCAAUCAUUGAUGUGGAAAGUGAUGAUGAGAAUAAUGAAGAUAAUAACCGGGAAGAUCCAAGCAUUGUGAAUCGUCAAGGAAGUUUCGAUGAAGAUGAUUUGUUUGGAAAGAUGGUGUGUAGUGAAGUGGAAGCCUAUGAAUUCUAUAACAGUUAUGCUACAAGAAUUGGGUUUAGUGUUCGAAAGGGAAAAAAGAUAAGAGAUGCAAAGAAUGUUGUUCGACAAAUUAACUUCAUGUGUUCAAAAGAAGGUUUUCAACAGGAUAGUGAUCCUUCAGAAACCAAAAGGGCUGAUAGGCUAGAUACAAGAACAGGUUGCAAAGCCAUGAUCCGAUUUACAUUAGCAGAGGACAUGUGGAGAGUUUCUCACUUUCAUGCUGAGCACAAUGAUGAGCUUGCUAAGCCAGAAGAGAGACCCUUUUUAAGAUCAAAUAGAAAAAUGUAUGAAGCUCAUAAAGGGGUGAUAAAGACCAUGCGUGAUGCUCGUAUAGGGACCAUAAAGACAUACUCAUAUUUAGCUGAAGAAGUUGGCAGAUCUCAGAAUGUUGGGUUUACGAAGAGAGAUUGCUAUAAUUUUGUGAAUAAUGAGAAAAUGGCUAUGUUUGAGGCUGGAGAUGCUCAAAGCUUAAUCAAUCUUUUCAAGCGUAAGCAAACUGAAGAUCCUAUGUUCUUUUACUCAGUGCAAGUGGAUCAAGAAAAUCGAAUGACAAAUUUCUUUUGGAGGGAUGGCCGAUCAAGACUUGAUUAUGAGUGCUUCGGAGAUGCCUCCCUUCACGUACCAUAUGAUUCGAAUUUCUUUAACACAUUGAAUGUGUUGAGGAGUACAAGUAGGAUUGACCAAAUGGGUUCUGAUUCUAAAGCAUUCUAUCAGCCAAAUGUUUCUUUUACUAGCAUGCUUUUGAGUCAGGAGUUGCAUUCAACAACUGAUGAGCAGCAGCAAGGUUCAAGUCAUAUGCCAUAUUAUUUACCAUAA